Molecule: messenger RNA, 599 nt
Organism: Formica exsecta
Lineage: Eukaryota; Metazoa; Arthropoda; Insecta; Hymenoptera; Formicidae
Exons: 2
Coding region: 330-554 (74 amino acids)
Source: RefSeq, a predicted model, not a curated record
ACCGAGCCGGGUCGAUGCAGCGCCGGCGCUGCGGAAUGCGCGGCCAACGAAGACGACGAGCGACCCCACCAUUCACCAUCCACCGUGUACCGUCCGAACGAUCGCGUCGACGUACAAGUUGCGCGACGGAGAGGAGGUGCCUCGCCUCUCCUCUCCACCCCUGUCCUCUCCUGUCCACGGUUUCGUUGCACCUCGUCGUCGUGUUCCGCAGAACGCUACGCGCCGCGCACGGAAUCGCUGUGGAAGGUCGCGCGUUCACCAGCUAGAAUAAUCGACGUCCGAGCUCGGCGAACGAGCUGCAGCGACCAAACACGAGUCGAUCAGCGGACAUGAAGUACUCGCCGCAGCAGCAACAGCAGAAGCAGAGGAAGUCGGAGAGCAGCGACGCCGCAUCCAUGGACGCGACGUCGCCGUCCGUUGUCCAGGAGCAACGCAAGACCUCGUCGACGUCGUCGUCGACGCGGGCCACCGUUUGCCGUUCGCCGUCCACCGGCAUGUUCGCCUGGAUGCGGGUGUUCCGGCUGGCGUCGAUGCUGCACCAGGUCGGCUGCUAAGGUUCCCUCCGCGAGCGCGGGGCCUGCGAGGGAGAAACAGAGAGA